This is a messenger RNA of Oncorhynchus keta (chum salmon), 5755 nucleotides long. RefSeq names its product chromobox protein homolog 7-like. Gene Ontology annotation, biological process: negative regulation of transcription by RNA polymerase II. Gene Ontology annotation, cellular component: PRC1 complex. The transcript has 7 exons. Bases 1717 to 2499 code for a protein of 260 amino acids. NCBI's taxonomy places the organism in Eukaryota, Metazoa, Chordata, Actinopteri, Salmoniformes, Salmonidae. The record is from RefSeq and is a predicted model, not a curated record.
CUCUCUCUGUCUCUCUCUCUGCCCCCCCUCUCUCUCUCUCUCUCUCUCUGCUCUACUGUGACAGUGUACAUCUCUUCUUUACCUGUCUGUCUUCCUCUGAUCAUGUCACUGCUCACAAUUUUAUUUUUUUCACCCGGACAACAUUAAAUCCUGCCAAAAAAAAUUAUACAGUUUGUACAAACACAGAGCAUGGUGUGUCUAUUGUGUACAUAGACUGUAAUAGAGUUGGUGAGAAGCACGUUUUCUCAAUAGCACAGGAGGACCUGUGUAUGUAGCUGUUUUAUCCUCUGUUGCAUCUGAGACCAUCCCUAUCUGUUAGUAGGAAACUCUGCUAGUUCAUGUCUUCAAAUUAGAAAUCCUCUUGGCUGAAGCCAUGUUAGGCACAGGUUUUGACACAUGGCUAUAUAAAUAAAGAUUCAAUUACAUUACAUUUACAUUUAAGUCAUUUAGCAGACGCUCUUAUCCAGAGCGACUUACAAAUGUAUUAAUGAAUUAAUUGACAAAUGGCUGUAUAUUGUAUCAUGGUAGAGCCAGGAUUUGUUCUUGACCAUGCGGCCUGACCAGGAAAAGCCACACACCUGUUUUUUUUUGCUAAUCAGGGCCCAGAGAUUUUUUCUGGUUAGAUCAUGUGGUCAAGAAAAUGACCUGUAAAAACCACCAGCCAAAUAUACAGAGUUGUGGAAUUGGUACAAAUGCUAAUUAAGGUUUCCAGUUAUUCGCUGGAAAUGCACUGAUGUUAGAUUUGGAUCUAUCUGAAGAUACCUUGGCUGUAAUGUCCACAAUGGUAAUGUCCACAAAAAGUAAAGUAAAGUGGAGUCAGAGGGAAAAUGUUGACAGUUGAGGGAGUAAUGGAAAGAGAAAGUUUGUCCGAUAGAUGUGUAGAAGAAAAAGGGAAGGUUUGAGAGUCCAAGACCUGUUAGUUUAGAAAUUGAGAAUUUGUUUGAGAGAUUUGGUUGAUAGAUCUUUAUCAUCAUCAUCAUCACAACAACAUAUUGUGAAUUAUUUAAGACUUGAUAAGGCCUUAACUUGUUUACAGAGGACGCAGACAUUAUUGUCUACCAAAAGAGGGGUUGUUAAAUUUUGCACCUGGUGGGCUCAAUCAUAAAAGCUUUCAUAUUCAUCUGAGCAUCCAAUCACAUGAUUAAUUCAACUGAUAAUUCAAUCAUUUGCAACAGUCACACAUCAUGAGACAAAACAAUGAGGUUGCUGGUCUGGGGAUGCCCCUAGGGGACUUCAGGUUGGGCAACCAAACUCACUGGUAGAAAAUCCCUUUCAAACCAGUAAGUAGUGACAUAGUGGAUUUAGCGUUUUGCCAUGACAAUCCCACCCACCUCCCUUCUGUUAAAGGGUCCUGGUUAUGUUACUGUUUUCUGUUUGUUUUUUUCACAAAAAUAAAAUGCUUGUAAUGGCACUUUCUAUGUACACCUGAGGAUGUGGCUUAAUUUCUUGAGUGCAAUUGUUGGAAUUUGGAUGGAAAAUGGAGCGCAUUUAUAAUAAACCCUACUUUGCCUGCUUUGUUUUCCUGCUACUGCUUGUCAUUUGCGUGCGCGGACCCAUGUUACGGGCGUUUCGCUCGAGCGUUGUUUUGACACUGUGGAACGAAGAGCGCGCGUUUGGAAGUACGGGAACGCGCCAAACAGUGCAGAUGUGUCGCAGAUUUGAGAAGUCACUAUCAGUUUAUUUCAAAGAGUAAGCAGAACGUUCUAUAUUGGACCAAUGGAGCUGUCAGCGAUUGGUGAACAAGUGUUUGCUGUGGAAUCAAUAAUCAAGAAAAGAGUUAGAAGGGGGAACGUGGAAUAUCUAUUGAAGUGGAAGGGAUGGCCCCCCAAAUACAGUACAUGGGAACCAGAGGAGCACAUCUUGGACCAGCGUCUGGUGCUGGCCUAUGAGGAAAAAGACCAAAAGGACAGAGCUCUAGGGUACCGGAAGAGAGGACCCAAAGCUAAAAGGCUUCUACUACAGAACACUAUUUACACCAUGGAUCUCCGUAGUGCCCACAAGGCCCCAGAGAAGCCUCCAGCUCGCCUACGUCUCUCCCUGACUCGCUCACUGGACUCUGAGGCAGAGGAUCCAACCUACGGGGCCUGUAGACGGAGCCUGCACCCCCACCUGGACCACCACAAAAACAAACCCAGGAGGUCACAGUUCGUGCACCUGGCCUCUCCCCCUGGUCCCCCUACCCCCACACAGGACCCCACACAUGAGGACUGGGGAAGGAGGGAAGAGGAAGAUGAGGAGGAGGAAGCUCGACAGGAUGAGUCAGAGCGAGAGACAGAGAUCUCCAGCGGCAUUCUGAAUGGGCAGAGUAGGGCAGAGGACUGGAUAUCCCUGAUUGGCUCAGAGGAAGUGACCGUGUCAGAGAGGUCGGACGUUUGGAACCCAGUGAAUGGUCCAGGGGAGGUGACCGUGACUGACGUCACCAUAAACUCUCUCACAGUGACUUUCAGAGAGGCCCUGGCAGCCAAAGGCUUCUUCAGAGGCUGGGGCUUAGAGUUCUAGAGAGUUCUAGAGGUUCUUGAGUUUUAUCGUCACACUGUCGGGAAUGCGUGAACUCUUUCUCCUCAUACGUUUACCCUUCUUCCCUUUCUGGCCUUGUGAGUGACCUCUGUCCACACUAUAACUUCCUCUUCUGUUCAAUACGCAGACUGUAGUGUACAGUAUACACCGACUACAUUGAGAUGGGCAUACACUCCUACAUCGAGCCGGCUAUACACUGUAUAUCAUAGCCUUCUAUACAAGAAAGGGUUUUGUGCACUGCAUAUGGACUGUUAAUAUUAGAAUAUUGGCUUAGAGUCUUGUAAUGAUUUUAGAAAUCCUCUACAAAAUGACUUAAUCAGCCUGCAUACUUUUCUCCUCUCCUCUAUGGGUACAUAGUGAUAAUCAAGACAUGUUGGAUCCCACUAACACCCUGCGCAACACACUGUCCUUAACACUGUCCUUAAAAGUGGAACCAAAACCUUUCUUAUUUUUUUUUUUUACAAAAGACUGACUUGGGAACAGUCUGUUCUGAAUUGCACUGUAUUUACAUCAUUUAUGUGGUCAUCUUUGUGGAAUCUACCAUUGGUCAGUUUAUCCCACUCCAAGCUGAGGCUGAUGGUGUCUUGUGAGUAUGACUCGGUAAAAUGAUCUCCCUCUGCGAUCACAAUGCAGCAAGGGAUUACGGGACUGCCUGAAGUUACUCUUUCUGGAGAUAUUUUGGGGCUUGUAAACGUGCGUCUGCACGCGCACUCACAAUGAAGCAACACUGACUGCCCCCUCUUUUUGGAUGUUUAUUAAGCUAUCCUUUGAGCUUGAAGUAAGAGGAAACAGACUGAAGGGUAUUGUCUUUUUAGUCCUUAUUUUUUUCUACAUAUCGAUCUGACAAUGUAAUUCACUGUAUUUAUUAUUUGAAGGAGAACUUGUGUAUUAGUAAAUACUGAACAGAUUUUUUUUGGUAACACUUUACUUGACACCCAGCGUCAUAACCCAUUGACAUGUUCAUAACCAUGUCAUAACAUACAUUUUGUUAUUUUAUGGCUGGUUAUGACAACUACACUACCAGUCAAAAGUUUUAGAACACCUACUCAUUCAAGGGUUUUUUUAUUAAUUUUUUAUUCUACAUUGUAGGAUAAUAGUGAAGACAUCAAACCUAUGAAAUAACACAUGGAAUCAUGUAGUAACCAAAAAAAGUGUUAAACAAAUCAAAAUAUAUUUGAGAUUAUUCAAAUAGUUACCCUUUUGCCUUGAUGACAGCUUUGCACACUCUUGGCAUUCUCUCAACCAGCUUCACAUGGAAUUCUUUUCCAACAGUCUUGAAGGAGUUCACACAUAUGCUGAGCACUUGUUGGCUGCUUUUCCUUUAUUCUACGGUCUGACUCAUCCCAAACCAUCUCAAUUUGGUUGAGGUCGGAUGAUUGUGGAGGGCAGGUCAUCUGAUGCAGCACUCAAUCACUCUCCUACUUGGUCUAACAGCCCUUACACAGCCAGGAGGUUUGUUGGGUCAUUGUCCUGUUGAAAAACAGAUUAUAGUCCCACUAAGCCCAAACCAGAUGGGAUGGCGAAUUGCUGCAGAAUGCUGUGGUAGCCAUGCUGGUUAAGUGUGCCUUGAAUUCUAAAUAAAUCAGACAUCGUCACCAGCAAAGCAACUCCUCCUCCAUGCUUUACGGGGGGAAAUAAACAUGCAGAGAUCAUCCGUUCACGCACACCGCGUCUCACAAAGAGGUUGGGACCAAAUAUCUCCAAUUUGGACUCCAGACCAAAGGACAAAUUUAUAUCGGUCUAAUGUUCAUUGCUCGUGUUUCUUGGCCCAUGCAAGUCUCUUAUUAUUGGUGCCCUUUACUAGUGGUUUCUUUGUAGCAAUUCAACCAUGAAGGCCUGAUUCACAGUCUCCUCUGAACAGUUGAUGUUGAGAUGUGUCCAUUACUUGAACUCUGUAAAGCAUUUAUUUGGGCUGCAAUUUCUGAGGCUGGUAACUGAAAUGAACUUAUCCUCUGUAGAAGAGGUAACUCUGGGUCUUCCAUUCCUGUGGCGGUCCUCAUGAGAGCCAGUUUCAUCAUAGCGCUUAGGUUUUAUGACUGCACUUGAAAAUGUCAAAGUUCUUGAAAUUUUCCAUAUUAACUUGACCUUCAUGUCUUAAAGUAAUGAUUAACUGUAAUUUCUCUUUGCUUAUUGGAGCUGUUCUUGCCAUAAUAUGGACUUGUUUUUUUUACUGAAUAAGAUUGUUUUCUGUAUACCCCCCUACCUUGUCACAAACACAACUGAUUGGCUCAAACUCAUGAAGAAAUUCCACUUUUAACAAGGUACCCCUGUUAAUUGAAAUGCAUUCCACUGGACUACCUCAUGAAACUGGUUGAGAGAGUGCCAAGCUGUCAUCAAGGCAAAGGGUGGCUAUUUGAGGAAUCUCAAAUAUAACAUAUUUUGAUUUGUUCAACACCUUUUUGGUUACUACAUGAUUCUGUCAUUUCAUAGUUUGUCUUCACUACUAUUUUACAAUGUAGAAAAUAGUAAAAAUUAAGAAAAACCCUUGAGUUAGGUGUUCUAAAACCUUUGACCGGUAGUGUACAUAAGUGUCAAAACCCACAAAACCUACCACACAAGGCAAAACAUUCCAUUACACCAUGGCCUGCCUGUCAAGUGUAUAUAUUUUUUUACAUUUAACAUAUUCAAUGCUCAUUGUAAUUGCGCACACAUUGAUGUCAGACAUGCACCUACCCCAAUGUGCUGUUGCUGAUGACUAGGAUAAAUGCGGGAGCAGGACAAGACACCCUCUUUUUGACUGAUGACUGACAUAACAGCAUGUACGUGAUGGGCUUAUAUAAUUAGGAUGGUCAUAAUGCUUCAUGACAUUGUCAGAGUAUUUUAAAGUUAUUUAAAAUAUGACAAAAUGUAUUACAAUAAAGGAUAAACUUUCAAGAGAAAGGAAACUUGUUGGCAGGGGAAGAAAAUACAAUAAAAUAUUGGUUUUGACAUGUGGGUCUCAUGACCAGCCAUAAAAUAACACUCACAACAGGUAUAAAUAUGGGUCAUUAGUGUUACAUGGUUAUGACACUGGGUGUCAAGUGUUACCUAUUUUUCUUCAGAUUAAACUAUGCGCUAAUGCAGUAGCCAUGACAAGACUCAUUUGAUAUUGCGAAUGUGGUUAGUUGCUUAAAUAUUCACUGCUGAGCAAAGACAUUUUGCACUUUAUGGUUUGUCUAAUCAAAAGCCAUUGUCUAUAACUUGUCAAUGUCUGAGAUUAUUUAUAUUGUACUAAAAAUAAAUGGAUGUUGAGCUUUAA